Messenger RNA from Didymodactylos carnosus, 291 nucleotides. The record is from the annotation of a GenBank genome assembly. NCBI's taxonomy places the organism in Eukaryota, Metazoa, Rotifera, Eurotatoria, Philodinida, Philodinidae.
AUGGUGAAAGCACGCGUCACAGUAACGUUGUUAUGUAUGAAUAAAGAUAAUCAUAGUGCUCCAUCGCCAAAUAAUAAUUCUUUAGCUAAAAAAUCAAAAUCUGUACCAAAUACACCAGAAAUUGAAACAAUGGACAAUCAUUUGUUACAAAGUAUUAAAGAAACAUUUACAAAUUCAUCGUUCAUUGGUGAAAUGACAAAUUUACUACUCAAUUCCAAUGUCCUUAUCAAUACGCUUACCAAUGUUGUAAAACAAGUGUGUCAGAAACAACAACAACAAAUUGAUUUUUAA